Mucor mucedo is the source of this 545-nucleotide messenger RNA. RefSeq lists its product as uncharacterized. The transcript has a single exon. Bases 1 to 429 code for a protein of 142 amino acids. The record is from RefSeq and is a predicted model, not a curated record. NCBI's taxonomy places the organism in Eukaryota, Fungi, Mucoromycota, Mucoromycetes, Mucorales, Mucoraceae.
AUGUCAAGUUUUCGAGGCUUGGGUAUUUUAUGCUUUUACUCUAAUGACUUCUUCCAAGGUCAUGUCAUUGACAGAACAACCAAUGAUUCUCCUUUCAGUCUUGCAGGCAAGUUGUCCAAUCAUGUCGAUCCCAACCAUCAUGAGUGCAUGGACUUGCCAGACUUUUACAAUGUAUUGAUUCAAAAGCACAAUACAAGCACAACCUUAGCUUUAGUCGUACGACGAGCCAAAGAUAAUGAUGCUGCGGGACUCUCCACACAUGAACACGAAGCAGAACUCAAUAACGGUCAUCAAUUGUCUUUUAUCACCCAUCAAUUCUUGACAGGCACACAAGCCUAUGUGAUGCAAUCCAAGUAUUUCAAUCGACAUGAGCAAGACGUUACUGUCUGUAUUGGUGAAAUUGUAUUGACAGAAGAGAUUCAAUCAUGAAGGGUUUAUAUUGUAAUAAUAAUAAUAAAAAAAAAAAGGCUGCAUUAUACACAUGUCAUGUAAAAAAUUGAAAUUCAGUGACUGUGACUCUUGAAAUGCUAUUUUAUAAGCCCUAC